Rhipicephalus microplus (southern cattle tick) is the source of this 804-nucleotide messenger RNA. Its product is annotated as probable ATP-dependent RNA helicase DDX5. The record is from RefSeq and is a predicted model, not a curated record. Lineage: Eukaryota; Metazoa; Arthropoda; Arachnida; Ixodida; Ixodidae.
AUGGGCUUCGAGAAGCAGCUUCGCGUCAUUGUAGACAACAUUCGUCCUGACCGCCAGAUCCUUCUGUGGCUUUCCUCCCGUUGCAUUGUUGCGAAGCAAAUGAUAGAAGAGUGGAUGAGUGAUUACGUGACCGUCACCUUCGGUACGGCUUCACGUGAGGACCAAGUGUGUAAAGUGGAACAUGUUGUGUACGUUUGCGAGACAGCUGAGAAAGAGCAGAAACUCGCAGCGCUUUUCAACGAUAUUCUUAGAGAGGAAAGUGACAAGGCAAUCGUUUUUGUCGAACAGAAGCAAACGGUAGAAGAUAUUGUGUCCUACCUGCGCUUGCAAGGUUGGCUCGCCAUCGGCAUACAUGGGACUAUGACUGCACAGAAACGUGAAUAUGCACUGAACACGCUAAAGCUCGAGAAGGUCCCCAUAAUGGUGACGACCAACGUGGCAGCCUGGGCUCAAGCAGUGGACAAAGUGCGUUUCGUGGUGAACUAUGACUGCCCAAGGAGUUCAAGCGAAUACUCGCGCCGCUCCAAGUACGCGAGUGGACUCGUCGGAGCGGGUGUAAUGUGCAGUUUCAUAGCACCACAUGAAACUCGACUUUCCAAGGAGCUGAUAUCAUUUCUCCGUGAGACCAAGCAAGUUAUACCACCAGAGCUAAGAAAGGUAGCAAAUGGAAUCAGAUGCAGAGUGCUGGUCGCCCGAGCACUGAGAAAUCUGUACCCGAGUGCUGAGUGCACACCACCCUACUACAAGGCGCUUGUGGCGCUCUCUCAGGAACUCACAGCUUCGAACCCGGACCUCUACCUGUAA